Prunus avium (sweet cherry) is the source of this 1741-nucleotide messenger RNA. RefSeq lists its product as uncharacterized. Lineage: Eukaryota; Viridiplantae; Streptophyta; Magnoliopsida; Rosales; Rosaceae. The record is from RefSeq and is a predicted model, not a curated record.
GUAGAAGAGUCUCCGAAUGAAGUAUAACAGGUAGAAAUUGCAGUCGCGUCGCAGUGGUUGGGCUGGGAGAGGAGAGCAGCUGCCUCCAUCCUCCAUCGUCUUCUCUACCGAGUCUGCUGUCGAGUAGUGAAAUGGCUUUUCUUUUCCACAAGUUUCAGGAGUUUGUGAAGACUCUUGCCAAAAAUUCCAUGCUUUCUAAGAAUCCAAGGCAACUACAAUUUGAGGCAGAUAUUAAUCGUCUCUUCCUAUAUACCAGCUACAAUCGCUUGGGAAGGAAUGCUGAUGAGGCAGAUGUGGAUGAGAUCAUUGACAUGGCUAGUAAAGCCCCCGUUGCUGAUCAACAGAAGCAAGUCCAAGAAAACAUUCAUCUCCAAAUUAAAAGCUUCUGCAUGUCUAUGGAUGAACUUCUUCUCCCUGAUGUUAAGAAGAUAAAUGAGGGAAUUGAAUCAUCUGAACAAUCAAAUCCUGCUCCUCGACGAAGUGGUCUCAGUUUUGCUAUUGGCAGGAAUACUCCAUCAGUUAAACAUCAUGAUGUGCCCGAGACAAGGCCAUUAGAGCGUGCUGAUGUCUCUCAAAGAUUAAAAGAUCUCAUUGGCUACACGCUUGAUAUCAAACCUUCUCAAAUACCUCACAAGGAAGCAGGCCAAGGUUUAUUUCUAAAUGGCGAAUGUGAUGUCGGUGCUGUGGUGGCCGUGUACCCUGGUGUAAUAUAUUCCCCUGCUUAUUACCGCUACAUUCCUGGGUACCCAAGGGUUAAUGCACAAAACUCAUAUCUGAUCACAAGGUAUGAUGGGACUGUGAUAAAUGCACAACCUUGGGGUUCUGGGGGUGAAACCCGUGAUUUUUGGGAUGGUUUAACUGUACCAGAAAUCAGGCCUAAUAUGCAGGGAGGUGAGAAAGGUCCAGACCGGUUCUGGAAACUCCUUAGUAAGCCUUUGGAUCAAAGGCAACUGGGAAAUAGGGGCAACAUUCUAGAGGGGAGGAACCCAUUAGCUUUGGCUCAUUUUGCCAACCACCCUGCAAAGGAUAUGGCCCCAAAUGUUAUGAUUUGCCCUUAUGACUUCCCAUUGACCGAAAAUGAAAUGAGAGUCUAUAUUCCAAAUGUGGUAUUUGGAGAUGCGGAAGAAGUGAAGAUGAAGAGAUUUGGCAGCUUUUGGUUCAAACUUGGGGGUUCAAGAAAUGGCGGAUCAGAUAUUCCUGUUUUGAAGACUCUUGUUCUGGUGGCUACAAGGGCACUUUGUGAUGAAGAAGUGCUUCUGAACUAUAGGUUGAGCAACUCUAAGCAUCGGCCAGAGUGGUAUACUCCUGUUGACGAGGAGGAAGAUCGAAGGAGGUGGAGCUAAGUUUUGUUAAAGUUGGCAUCUUGUGUUUUAUGUGUUACGUCCAUGCAGGAUGGUUCCCGCUUCUAUUCUAAACAUGAGCGUACUACUUUUGGUUUUUGCUUGGAUUCUCUGUUUUGAGUUUUGAAGACUCGAAAGGCUGAAAGUUAUCAAGAUUUGCAUUACCUGAUGAAUAUGGUUAUCUUUAUUUAGUGAAAUCAUGAUGCAUACACUUGUCUGUGUGAAAUUUAGGCUUUGGCUCCGUCAAUUUCACCACAUUGUUGGUUUACAAUGGUCUUUCCCAUUCGUUUCUGUUUCAUUGAAUUGAGACUUGUUUUCUUAGAGAAGAAAGAAAGAAAAAGAAACAAGGUGAGUAGCUUCAAGAGCUUUUAGAAUUAGAACUUGGUGUUUGAAUCCAACAA